GCAUAAAGCUAAUGUUAUUUAGCUCCAUUGACUACCUAACAUGAGAAGCAAAUUCCUGUAAGAAGUACAGCCGGUACCAAUCUGACAGAACGUCUUCCUCCAGUAUCCUUCAAGGAGCUUCAAUUGUCGCGCAUGCUCUGUGACAGCUGGGAACAGUCUCACAGCCGGAACCAAUCUGGCAUGACACCGCCUCGACUGCAAGGUCUGUUGUGCUGGUAGCUCUACGUAGGGGGUCGUAUGAUCUGCAUUGUUGCUUCUGUGUCCCACUUUCCUGACGUUUGUCCCUUGACAACAGUAGCCGGUUGUAACGGCUCUAGCCAUGGCGGAGGGCGAGCGGCCCCUGUCCGGAGGUGGGAGUCAUUUUGUUGGAAGUGGGAGCCCCCGAAGCAGCCCACUGAUGGGCGCUGGUAAAAGGAUGCAGCAGUCAUCGCCGGGAGUACGGAAUCGUCAGCAGCAGCUGCUCGGGCCGCCUGGACACAGCUUUCGCAAAGUGACACUGACUAAGCCCACCUUCUGUCACCACUGUACGGACUUCAUUUGGGGGCUUGGGGGCUACCAGUGCGAAGUCUGCAAUUUCAUGUCCCAUGAGAAAUGCCUGAAGCAUGUGAAAACUCCAUGUUCGUGUGUAGCUCCACAUCUCGUAAGGGUUCCAGUUGCCCAUUGUUUUGGGCAACCUAGACGUUACAAGAAGAGAUUCUGUACUGUAUGCAGAAAGCAGUUGGAAGGGCCAGCGUUGAGAUGUGAAGUGUGCGAACUACAUGUGCAUGUUGAUUGUGUCCAGUUUGCAUGUAGUGACUGCAAGCAGUGUCAUCAUGAUGGACAUCAGGACCAUGACACGUAUCAUCACCAUUGGAGGGAAGGAAGUUUCUCUUCAAGUGCACGCUGUGAAGUUUGUAAGAAAACCUGUGGCUCUUCCGAAGUGCUUUCUGGCAUGAGAUGCGAGUGGUGUGGAAUUACGGCACAUGCAGCUUGUUAUAUUAUUCUCACACCAGAAUGUACAUUUGGGAGACUGAGGCAUAUGAUUCUUCCGCCAUAUGCUGUUCGUAUUUAUAGUCGCAAUUUCAGCAAAUUGCAUUGCUUCCGGAUAUCUGAAAGUGCCCAGCCAGAACCAGAAGAAGAUGACGAAAUUGAUGGGACAACAGCAGGAACUGUGAAAGAUGUCCAGUCAUCACCUGAUUCAAGUAAACAAACACUAAAAAUAUUUGAUGGCAUUGAUGCUAUAAAGCGGAAUCAGUUUCGACUAAUUUCAGUACCCAGGAUUGCAAAAAAUGAAGAAGUUGUGGAAUCUGCAUUAAGGGUGUACUAUAUACCUGAUGAGCCCCAAGACUAUGAGCUUCAGUCAUUAACGUCAGAGGCGUUGGUACCUGAUGAUGUUAUUAACAGGAAUGGAACUACUGAUGAUACCAGGUCGUCGCCAGUGUUCAGAGACUCUGUCCCAGAUGCAUGGAUUAUCAAGGCAAAACCAAAAGACAGCGAAGUUGUAAAGAUUUAUCCAGGGUGGUUGCGGCUGGGAUUAGCUUGUAUAUCUAUACGAAUCAAUAAGGAAAGCACUGUACAGACUAUAAUGGAGGAAGUUCUACAGCAGCUGGGACAACAGAAAGAUGUUACAGAGAAUUUCCAGCUGGUGGAAGUACAAAUGGGAAGCAAGCAAGUGCAACGAAUGGUGUUGUUGAACCAGGAUAUCCUUUUUAGUAGGCUUCAGGAAAUCAGAAAGACAUCAAUUAGGCAAAUGAAUCAGACAAGAUUUUAUAUAGUAGAGAACAAGAAUUCUGUUGUCCAGGUAAAUAUGCUGAUAAACGGCCUUCCUGUGCACCUGAAUAAGGAAGAAUAUUAUGACCUCCUCGUGCAACAUUUAUACAUUAAGCGAGAUUUUGCUUCAGUGAGCCAUGUUUAUUCAAGCCAAGGUGCACUUAUGCUAGAAAUAACCUGCUUCUCCGAAGCCGAAAGAAUAUUCAUGCUGGUUAAAGACACAGUAGUAAACAACAAACAGCUCUAUGCCACUGUACUUCCAGAAGUUAUGGUGAAGAAGGUGCCGCAGGAUUGUUGUCCUAUUUUAGUAUUUGUAAAUCCAAAAAGUGGAGGUUUGAAAGGUCGAGAACUUCUGUAUGGCUUCCGUAAACUUCUAAAUCCUCAUCAGGUUUUUGAACUAACAAAUGGAGGACCUCUUCCUGGAUUUCAUGUGUUCCAUCAAGUUUCAUACUUCCGUAUAAUAGUAUGUGGUGGUGAUGGCACCGUUGGAUGGGUUCUUAGUGUAUUGGAGGAAAUUCGAAUCAAACUGAGCUGCCCACACCCAGCAGUGGCUAUUGUUCCUUUAGGAACAGGUAAUGAUUUAGCAAGAGUACUACGUUGGGGUACUGGCUAUAGCGGAGAAGAUCCAUUUUCCAUCCUUUUGUCUGUGGAUGAAGCAAAUGAACUACAAAUGGACCGUUGGACCAUUCUUUUAGAUGCACAGGGACCUAUUGAUGGCGCAGAAAAUGGUAUUUCGGAGCCUGAACCUCCAAAGAUUGUACAGAUGAACAAUUACUUUGGACUUGGAAUAGAUGCAGAGUUGAGCCUGGAUUUUCAUCAGGCAAGAGAAGAAGAUCCAGACAAAUUUAACAGCAGAUUCCACAACAAAGGAGUAUAUGUAAAAGCUGGACUACAGAAGAUAAGCCACACAAGAAGUCUUCACAGGGUCAUCAAACUUUUGGUAGAUCAGCAAGAAGUAGAACUCCCAAGUAUUGAGGGCCUUAUUUUUCUAAACAUUCCAAGCUGGGGAUCCGGUGCUGACCUCUGGGGAUCUGAUAAUGACAGUCGAUAUGACAGACCCAGAAUGGAUGAUGGUGUACUUGAAGUGGUAGGAGUAACUGGUGUUAUGCACAUGGGCCAAGUACAGAGUGGUUUGCGUUCAGGGAUUCGUAUUGCACAAGGAUCGUACUUCCGUGUAACACUUACAAAGCCUAUUCCUGUACAAGUAGAUGGAGAACCAUGGAUCCAAGCACCAGGACAAAUUAUCAUUUCUGCUGCAGCACCAAAGGUGCACAUGCUGAGAAAACUGAAGCAGAGACAAAAGAAGCAAACUGGAAGCAUUAAGGACUCAAAAACAGAGAAUGUCUUGCCUGGUGAAGGAGGCAGCUGAGAAGAGGCAGCACUUUGUGCAAUAUACUGAUAGCACAUUAGUUUAAUGUGGAGGAAACAAUGCUGCAGAGCAACUUGUCCAGUGAAAGCCUGUCACAGUCCUCUCCUGUGGAUCAUUGUUCUGUUAUUAUGAGUAUUACGCGCCUGCUGUACAUAUUACAAUGGUAUACUUUUGUCAGAGGUGGUGCUGUGGUCAUAGUACUACACCUCUGUUUGGAACACAGAAGCCUGACAAUAGGUGCUUCUUUUCCCCAGCUAUAGUGACUUUUUAUUUUUAUUUUUUUAAGUAUGACAGAUGGCUUGUUGGUGUUCCUUUUGAGUUUAUAGCAGGUAAGCUGAUAUAUCACCAAGUUCUAGGAGUUUGGAUAGUUUGCUCUUUAAAAGGUUGUUUACUUCUGUUAUUUUAUUACUGGGUAAUUUAGUAGCUGUUUUAAACUGCUACAAAGUGGUUACAAGGUUUGUUAAACUGGUUAUCUAAGAACUGAAGUUGAGUGAAUGUUAUACAUUUGACGCUUUUUAUACAUUUUAAUUGGCAGACAUUUAAGGUGUCAUGAACCUUUGUGAAUGCCACUUAACUGACUUGGUGUCAGUUUAGCUCAUCAGGAGAGCUUCCAUGGCCAAAUACUGCAAUAUAUAAAUGACAGAACUUUGUACAGUGGUUGCACAUGUUGUGAAAAACAAGUACAUCCUAGCAUUUUACAGCUGCCUUCACAUAAACCCAAAGGCUGCUUUAUCCCUGUGACAUGCUGUUGUGAUUUUGUGAAUAAUUGCAGUACUGGGAUUUGUAAUUUAUUUACAAAAUACUGUAACCGUAGAUGGGGACCUACAAGUCCUUAUCUCAUUUUUAGCACACCUAAAUGAAUCUUGUACUUCAAAUGACUAAUGAAUGCUACAGAAAUGUUAAUCAGUGGGACCAUUGAUUUUUGGAAGCCAGUUUUAAGAUAAUUUGUAAAAAUUAAUUUGUUAAAGUAAGCUAUUAUGGGAGGGACUGUGAUUUAAAAGGUGUGCCAAUUAUAUUUAACUGCAGAACAAAUGUGCUUUAAUGGUAACAAUUGCUUUUUGAAAACUGUUUUUGUGUUUCAUGUCCUACAUCAGUGUCUGCCAGUGUGGUGGCUUAAAACUACAGAAAUGCUUGUAUAUAUGUUGUAAUUUAAUCUUGGUGUUUUAAUAAGUAAGUAUUAUGACAAGCUCUGAUGCAGUAUGCAUCGUCAGCAUUUCAGAAAUGUGGUCCAUGUACACUGUUGUCUUUAACUUAGAUUUAUUUUGGGGUAUUUGUUAUGUAUUUCUACUUUAAACGUAAUUGUACUUUUUCUUCACCAGCUGCGAACUUGUACAGAUCUGACACUAGGCUCUGAAACUACACUGUCUGAGGAAAAUAGACGUCUUAAUUUCUAGAUUCACUUCCCCAGGCUUUUCAGACUUUUACAUAUAGCAGGUGGAAAGUUAUAAUAGUUUCAGUUUGGGCAUUGUUGGUAGCCUUUUCAUGAUGUUGGGGUUAAUCAGUAGUACACCAUACUAUGUGGUAUUAGGUUAUGAAAGUUUAGAGAAUAUUGUUGAUACUUGUAGUUGUAAUUAGACAGUGAAGCUGGACUGUGUCAUUACCAUUUAGUGUAAAUGUGGCUUUGAUACAGGUUUGUCACAGCCAUGAGUAAAAGCCACUGAGCUACGACAUAGACUUGGUGAAAUUAGCAUCUGUGAAACUGUUUACUGGCUAAUCAAAUGUAGUGCAACUGAUGUCACCAGUCAUAAGAUUCACUUUGUGAAAGUACAUUACACAAAAUUAGUCUAUACAAGAAACUGUAUAAUUUGCUGUACCUAAGAGUAAACUGUCUCCUGAAGAAUUUUCAUAGCUUUGUUAGUGUAUGUCAGAGAGAGAUACAAGGAAGUUGUGAUAAAAAAAGUCCUACCUGUUAAAUACUGAUAACAGAGCAUUCCAGUGGGCAGUGGCUUAUGAGAAAGACAUCACCAAAAACACAUCUCUCCCUCAGGUUUUAUAUUAGAUGUAGUUUCUCUUUAUCUCUGAUGUCCAUUAUCCAUUACAUGGUUAAGCUUGCUCAAACUUUGAAAGGUUAAGUAGCUUGUGAAAGCAUGUAUGGACAUAAUUGGCUUAUGUGGUUUCUUGAACAUUUCUGACUCUUGAAAAGCUAUGCUACUGGUAUUAUAUCUUUACUCUUUAAAAGGAGACUACAUCAUUCUCUGACUGUUACUGAUAAAGGUGAAAAGGUUUUGUUUGCUGCUUAUACUUUUAAGAAUAAUGUGGUACCAGCUUGCACAAUUGGUUUGAGAGUAGAUUUCACUUUUAAAUAUUAUUUUAAAAAUUGGUUUUGUUGGCCUGCUGAUGUAUUUUUUCCUGGAUUAAGUUUUAAGGCUCCCAUCUGUUGUGUCAGACCCGUAUUCUUACUGUUUCUUGAAACUUAGUAUUUUAUACCUAGAUGUUUGGAAACACUGUGCAUUGUUGUGCCAGCCUUUAACCAUCUUAGAAUCUGUUUACAUCUUAGAAUAACAUCACACUUCAGUACUAUUCUUCUUUGGUGUAUUAGAUAAGUCAUAGUUUCUGAAGCAGUGUUGCAUGGCUCUGUACCAAAACAGCAGCGUAGUAAACCAGAAGCUUGAGUCAUGAGAAGAAGGUGCUCAUGAAGUGGGUUCUUUUGCCAACAAUAUUAUGUGACUUUGUUAUGUAAUAUAAUAAUUCAACAUUAGCUUCCAUCAAAAUCUGUUAUCUGCACGCUGUUGUGAACUUCUGGAUGCUUCCUCCUGAUGCCUUGAAAUAUAUAUAGUGGUGUUCCCUGAGCCAAGACAUUUUUUUUCUGCAGGUUAAGUUCAGAACUCUCUGUCUUUAUCUAAAGAGUCUAGAACCAGAGUUAUGACAUUAUUGUUUGAGGUACAUCAGUCAGACCAACAGUGUUUUCAGGGAACUUGGAAUGUUUUGCUGUUUGGGAGCUUAUCCUGUCCGGUCUAGAUUUCUACUUGGAAUAGUCUUCCAACAAUGAAAUAUAGAAAUAGCCAUCGCAGUACAUGUUUGCUCGUUCAUCUUUCUUUCACAGUGUGGCAUUUUGUAACUUUAGUCAUUCCAAACAGGAGCAUUAGAUGACUGUACUUCACUAGCUAGUGUCUUUCUGGUUGAAUGUUCCUUUAUAUGAACAUACAUGCACACACAUGAUAAUACUGACAGAAGACUUAUAAGGUCUCUCAAGUCUAAGUACAGCAGUUAGCCAAAGUAAUAUAAUCCUCUACACAGCUUGUCUAACCUUCAAAUGUUAUAUGGUUUCUGGGUUGCUAAGAUUAUUAAAAUGAGCUUCAGAAACAGGAAUAUAUUGUUAUGCAUUUCAUCAUAGACCUUUGUACAGUCUGUUCACCCAUGAAAUGGUAUUAUGUCAGAUUGCUGGUCAAUAUAAAGAGUGCCGUAACACUGAAUAAAUUUGUUAAAUGUACUUCUAGAGCUGCAGCAUAUUAAGGCUGUUUUUACAGCAGCAGCGGCAAUUUGGAAUAAAAAUAGGUCAAUAGGCACACAAUAGACAAAUGUUAAACCUGAAACUGUAUCCUAUGCUCCAGUCCUGUCAUUUAGGAUAGAAAAUAUCUGUAUCUUCUAUCAGUGGUAUUCAAAGAAUUGUUUUUGGUUAAUAGUGCUGGUUGCCCAUUAUCUUUAACUCCUAUUACGAUUCCAUGGCUUCUGAGUCUGCAUUUAAGAUAGAUUGUAUUGUGCUUAUUUUCCCACUGUUAUACCGUCACAAAUUAAAAAGUUUAGGUACAGAUGUCCUUUAGUAACUUAAUAAGAAAGCCAAAUAGAAUGGCUAACAUCAGCAUCAACAGCAACCACCCUGUAAUUGCAGAAUGAGGAUGCUGCGAGGAACAAGUGAAUGGGUGAAGCAUAACUAAAGUGUUGUUAUUUAUAUCCACUGUAAUGUCUUUGUAAUAACAGUCUCACUUAAUUUCAUCUGGAAUUUCAACAUCCUUUCUGUUUUGUAAUCAGUAGUAUCAAAGCAAAUGAACCAGUUUCAGUGGAGCCCCCAGUCUGUGGGCCAGGGUAUAGUAUUAUACUGAGUUCAUCUUGAAAUGCUGAGGACAGUGACUGUAGUCUUCAUAAUAGUGAGACUGUUACCAUCCUCUGCUCUGAGGUGCAGUGAUACAAAUAGCAAGGGUGUGUGGUUCUGCAAGAAUUCUUUAAAAGCAUUUUACUGACUUUCAUAGGAAUGAUACUAGGCAAGCAGUCACAGGGUCCAUAAGAUUUCCAGCCAUAUACACCUUUAGGAAGACGCACUUCAAAGUUGUUGCCACCCAUUUUGAGCAUAUAAUAGUACCCAUCUCCCAAAUCAAGUAGGGCUAUAGAUAAUGACUCAGCUAAAAAUUUGUUUUGAAUCGUCCAGUCAUCAAAACUCUCCAUAAAGUUGCACAAAGUGGUACUUUGUUUGACCUGUAGUGGCACCUUAUUCCACAGGCUGAAAAUACAUUGAGUUAGGAAUAUAUCCAUCAAGCACAUCUUGUUUAUUUGUUGGUUUAGGCUUAGGUCCACAGUGUAGGUGUUUGUAGAGGCAUUACUUUUGUGAAGAAAUAAGAGGUCAAAUAAGAAUUGGUCUUUCAUCUCUUAAAAGGGAAACACAGGAUACCUCCGAGAACCAGUUGGACUACUGAGCAUAAGGAGAGACAAACUAAUCAGUCAGGUAGUAGAAGAAUAUAAGGCCUUUAAUUUUCUUGGUUAGAAAUCUUUGAGGCCUUUCCAGUUGAGCAGUAUGCUUGGAUUUGUACACACCAAAGGGGCACUGUCACAUGAUUGUAUCUUAGUAAUAUGAAGGAGUAAUGGUAGCAGAAAUAAAAUGCAAGUUCUAAACAUGCUUAUAAGCUAUUAUAAAGCAGCUAGACCUUUCAGUAUGAGAUGAUUAUUUUUUUUCUGUUAAAUAAUACUUGCUUAACUAUGUGAGCUAAUUGGUAACUAACAGUAAUUGCUGCUUUGUUCCCAUUGUUUAAUAUUUUGUGCCACUGAUUAUUUUGCAUCUUUUCCAUGGUUUAAGCAUUAAAGGUAUUUCAUUUUUUUGUA
Messenger RNA from Protopterus annectens (West African lungfish), 8149 nucleotides. RefSeq names its product diacylglycerol kinase theta (gene DGKQ). Gene Ontology annotation, biological process: lipid phosphorylation; diacylglycerol metabolic process; intracellular signal transduction. Lineage: Eukaryota; Metazoa; Chordata; Ceratodontiformes; Protopteridae. The coding region runs from base 320 to 3118 and encodes 932 amino acids. The transcript has 23 exons. Gene Ontology annotation, molecular function: ATP-dependent diacylglycerol kinase activity. The record is from RefSeq and is a predicted model, not a curated record.